Trichoderma asperellum CBS 433.97 is the source of this 1002-nucleotide messenger RNA. RefSeq lists its product as uncharacterized. The record is from RefSeq and is a predicted model, not a curated record. Gene Ontology annotation, cellular component: nucleotide-activated protein kinase complex; cytoplasm; nucleus. Gene Ontology annotation, molecular function: protein kinase binding; protein kinase regulator activity; AMP binding. Gene Ontology annotation, biological process: protein phosphorylation; regulation of catalytic activity. NCBI's taxonomy places the organism in Eukaryota, Fungi, Ascomycota, Sordariomycetes, Hypocreales, Hypocreaceae.
AUGGCCGAUGCGCCAGACCCCAAACCGCAAUCGCUGAGUCCUCUCGACAAGGAGCAACGACAAGGCCUGAUAGCAAUCCGAGACUUCCUCCGCAAGCGCACCAGCUACGAUGUGCUUCCGCUGUCGUUCCGCCUCAUUGUGCUCGACACCGAUCUGCUGAUCAAGAAGAGCCUCAACAUCCUGAUCCAGAACUCCAUUGUAUCUGCCCCUCUAUGGGACUCGCACGCCUCGCGGUUCGCCGGCAUCUUGACCGCGACUGAUUAUAUCAAUGUGAUUCAGUAUCACUGCCAGUUCCCCGACGAGAUGAACAAAUUGGACCAAUUCCGCCUGAGCAGCUUACGAGACAUUGAAAAAGCAAUUGGAGCAACCCCCAUUGAAUCUGUUUCUGUCCAUCCUUCGAGACCGCUCUACGAAGCUCUUCGACGCAUGCUCAAGACCCGCGCACGAAGAAUUCCCCUUGUCGACGUUGAUGACGAGACUGGGAGAGAGACUGUCGUCUCUGUCAUUACCCAGUAUCGAAUCCUCAAAUUCAUCGCGGUCAAUAACGAGCACAAUACCAUUCUACUCAAGAAGACGCUUCGCGAGCUUCAUCUAGGGACAUACACAGACAUCGCCGUUGCGCGCAUGGCAUCCACAGUUCUCGAGGUUAUUGACCUCAUGGUCAACAGGAAUAUUAGCUGCGUGCCCAUCGUUGACUCCGAAAAUAGAGUCCUCAACGCAUUCGAGGCUGUGGAUGUCAUUCCCUGCAUCAAAGGAGGGGCUUACGACGACCUGAAUGGGACUGUGGGCGAGGCGUUGUGCAAAAGACCGGAAGACAACCCAGGCAUCUUCACGUGCAGCGAAGACGAUAGGCUGGAUUCUAUUUUUGACACUAUUCGCAAGAGCCGCGUACACAGGCUAAUCGUUGUGGAUGACGAAAAUAAGCUCAAGGGCGUUAUUUCACUUUCCGAUAUCCUCAAGUACGUAUUGCUUCACGACGAAGACGAGACCGCUGAGUCAUAA